Molecule: messenger RNA, 516 nt
Organism: Cylicostephanus goldi
Lineage: Eukaryota; Metazoa; Nematoda; Chromadorea; Rhabditida; Strongylidae
Source: the annotation of a GenBank genome assembly
AUGGAAGAACAGAAUGCUUUAUUCAGAUAUAUCGGCUCUGAUAUCUGUGGAUUCAACCGAGAGACUGAGGAAGAACUGUGUCUUAGAUGGCAUCAACUAGGAGCAUUCCAUACAUUUAUGAGAAACCAUAAUGCUCGCACCAUGCCCCCACAAGACCCGGCACAGUGGAAGUCCGUGGCAAACGCGACUAGGAAAGCCACCCUGUUCCGCUACAGCUACUUACCUUACCUCUUCAGUUUGCAUUUCGAAGCCUCGAUGCGUGGAGGAACUGUCAUUCGCCCUAUUUUCUACGAAUUUCCCACGGAUAACAAAACGCACGACCUCAGCUAUCAGUUCCUCUGGGGUAGCUCUAUGCUUAUCGCCCCAGUAGUGCACAAGGGAGCACAGAAUGUGCAGUUCUACUUACCUAAAGAUGAUUGGUACUCCGUGUCUGAUCACAAGUACGGGCAACUUAUAUGGGAUGGUGAUCAAACAUUCCCCGCUCCAUGGGAUUCAUUGAUUCCAGUGUUCGUCAGA